AUGUCAGCCCUACGAUCCCGCUCCAUACAGGCACUGGAAACCCUCCAACACGCGACUUCAAUCUCGCAAGCACCACGAACAAGGAUCCCCCCUUACCACCACCGCAUCCCCACAUUGCGAGCAAUCAGCUACAGCAUCCCACGAGUCCAGAACGCCAGCACAACGCCCAAGCCCUCACCAACCUCAUCCACCUCCUCGCAAGCAACCCGUGUUUCCGCACCCACUCCAAACAAACCCACAACAGACAACAUCUCGAAAAGCGGGCUCUCAGACAAGCCUUUGGAGCUGGAGUCCGCGCCAGAAGAGAAGAUCGACUGGACACGCUCGUUCCACGGACUCUCGGCCGCGCCGUUCCCCAAGGAAGCGGCGGAUAUUCUGCUCGCUGAGACGGAUCCUGAGGAGGUGGAGAUUAAGCCGGAUGGGAUCCUUUAUCUGCCUGAGAUCAAGUACCGGCGGAUCUUGAAUCGGGCGUUUGGACCUGGUGGGUGGGGGCUUGUUCCGCGGAGUGAGAGUAUUGUUACGCCGAAGACGGUUACGAGGGAGUAUGCUCUCGUUUGUAAUGGACGUCUUGUCUCCGUCGCCCGCGGCGAACAAGAUUACUUCUCGCCAGACGGCAUUCCCACCGCCACCGAAGGCUGCCGCUCGAAUGCGCUAGUCCGUUGCUGCAAGGAUCUCGGCAUUGCGAGCGAACUGUGGGAUCCGCGGUGGAUCCGCAAGUUCAAGGCGGCGCAUACGCGGGAGGUCUUUGUUGAGCAUGUUGUUAAUAAGAAGAAGUCGAAGAUCUGGAUUCGGAAGGGUGAUCCUGUUUCGUACCCGUGGAAGGAGACGGGUAGUAAAUAA
Messenger RNA from Penicillium argentinense, 840 nucleotides. RefSeq names its product putative mitochondrial genome maintenance protein Mgm101. NCBI's taxonomy places the organism in Eukaryota, Fungi, Ascomycota, Eurotiomycetes, Eurotiales, Aspergillaceae. The record is from RefSeq and is a predicted model, not a curated record. Gene Ontology annotation, molecular function: single-stranded DNA binding. Gene Ontology annotation, cellular component: mitochondrial nucleoid; mitochondrial chromosome. Gene Ontology annotation, biological process: interstrand cross-link repair; recombinational repair. Bases 1 to 840 code for a protein of 279 amino acids. The transcript has 2 exons.